Molecule: messenger RNA, 1586 nt
Organism: Thamnophis elegans (Western terrestrial garter snake)
Lineage: Eukaryota; Metazoa; Chordata; Lepidosauria; Squamata; Natricidae
Gene: OXSM
Product: 3-oxoacyl-ACP synthase, mitochondrial
Exons: 3
Coding region: 122-1510 (462 amino acids)
Biological process (GO): fatty acid biosynthetic process
Molecular function (GO): 3-oxoacyl-[acyl-carrier-protein] synthase activity
Source: RefSeq, a predicted model, not a curated record
CCCAUCCCGACGGCCUUCAGGAAAAACUAACCCCCAACGUCGUCACCUCCUGUUGGCGGACCCGUCCGUCUUUCUCACCUGGUGAUAUUACACACGUAGGAAUAAACUUUGAAGUAAUACAAUGAUGAUUCUUCAGCACUUGAGAACUGUAUUCAGAGCUACAAGCCUUUGCCUUCCAAGUUCACAAUUACAGCAGUAUCUUAAUAUCAAUAAAAGGUGUCUGAAUACUAGAUUAGUUCAUGGUCAAAGAAGGGUUGUUGUCACGGGUAUAGGAUUAGUAUCUCCUCUUGGUGUUGGAACCCAGUUGGUUUGGAACAAUCUUCUCCAAGGAAAUUGUGGGAUUGUUGCCCUUGAAGGGGAAGAAUAUGCUUCUAUUCCUUGUAAAGUUGCUGCUUGCGUGCCAAAAGGGGUUGAUGAAGGUCAUUUCCAUGAAGAAAAUUUUAUAAUAAAAUCAGAAAGCAAAACUAUGUCUUCUGCCACCAUCAUGGCCAUAGGCGCUGCUGAUCUAGCAUUAAAAGAUUCUGGUUGGUCUCCGCAAUCUGACCAGGAUAGUUUGAAAGCUGGUGUGGCUAUAGGAAUGGGAAUGGUUCCCCUGGAAAAUAUCUCCGAUACAGCCUUGACAUUCAAAACAAAAGGCUACAACAAAGUCAGCCCAUUUUUUGUUCCGAAGAUUUUGAUCAAUAUGGCAGCAGGUCAUAUUAGUAUCAAACAUCAAUUGAAAGGACCAAACCAUGCUGUGUCCACUGCUUGUACCACUGGAGCACAUGCCAUUGGAGACUCUUUUCGAUUUAUAACUCAUGGUGAUGCUGAUAUGAUGUUGGCUGGAGGAACAGAAGCUUGUAUUAGCCCAUUGUCUCUGGCUGGAUUUGCUAGAGCUCGGGCUCUGAGCACUAGCUUUAACUCUAACCCUCAAAAAGCUUGUCGUCCAUUCCAUCCACUAAGAGAAGGAUUUGUUAUGGGAGAAGGUGCUGCAGUUUUGGUUUUGGAAGAAUACAUGCAUGCUAUCAAGAGAGGAGUCAAACCAUAUGCAGAAAUUUUAGGCUAUGGACUGUCAGCUGAUGCCUGCCACAUUACAGCACCUGAUCCAAAUGGAGAUGGAGCUUUAAGGUGCAUGUCUGCAGCAAUCAAAGAUUCUGGAAUUUCUCUGGAAGAUGUAACAUACAUCAAUGCUCAUGCUACCUCCACUCCACUAGGAGACGCUGCAGAGAAUCAAGCUAUCAAAGACCUGUUUAAAGAUCAUGCUUCUGCUCUUGCAGUCUCUUCAACUAAAGGAGCAACAGGUCAUCUCUUGGGUGCUGCAGGGGCUAUUGAGGCAGCAUUUACUGCUUUAGCUUGUUACCAUGGUAUUUUGCCACCUACUUUAAAUCUGGAUCAGACAGAGCCACUAUUUGAUCUCAAUUAUGUUCCUCUAGUACCACAAGAAUGGAAAAGUAAAAAGCGGCUUAUUGCUCUUAGCAACUCCUUUGGUUUUGGUGGAACUAAUGCAUCAUUGUGUUUUGCCAGUAUUUAAUAUUGCAAUCUCUAUAUGUAAGUACCAUGCUCCCUCCUCCAUUUACAUACCAACAAAAUAUAAGUAUAAAUGUAAA